AUGGUGCCUAAAUAAAUAUUCUUUUUAAUAACUAGCAUAAUAGUCUUGAUUAAAUCUGAAGGUUGUGGUCUUGGGUGCUAAAUAUGCUAAUAGGAUCAAUGUACUUUAUGUUUACAGAACUUUGAAUUAGAUACAUCAUUAGGACUUUGUGUGUAUAAAUCUUGCGAGUAAAACUUCUACUUUCAACCUAAUUUAGAUUUAAAUUAUUCAAAUGGUAAAUGCUAAUCGCUAUGUGAUCUUUCUUAUAUUGGAAAUACUAUAUAGAACAUAUGUGUGUAAAUUGCAUAAUGCUCUGUUGCAGACGAAAUAAGCUAAAAUAUUCCUUAUGAUUAGGAGUUAUUGGAUGUUUAGAUAUACAAAAAAAAUUUUUACUCAAUCAUCUAUAACUAGUAAAUAUAACUAUUUAGCAUUGAUGAUCUAGAAUUUUACUCUAAUCAAAAGCUUUAAAAUGGAGAUUUAAAAGCUUUUAACGUUAAUGGGACUAUAUUAUUACAAAGUACAGAUAAUUCCAUUUCAGUUUGGGAUCUAACUUUAGAUAAAAGGACCCUAUUAAUAGAUUCUUAAACUCAUAUGAUAGGAUAGAACUCCUAUUUUAAUUUUGUAAAAAGCAAUAUCUUAUUUGUCCUCUCAUAUAAUAUUGGUAAUGAUACCGUUGUAGCAUAUCUUGUAGAUAUGUCUAACUUUUAACUAUAUGAAUUUUAAGUUUAGUUGAGUUAAAGCAUUGUUUCUUUAACCAUUUUAUAAACAUUUAUCGUAAUACAUAAUAAAUAAGGAAUUUAGAUCGUUCAGUACAACAUUGAUUUUUAAAAAAUUGAAGUUGAAUUCUACUAGUAAUAAAAUGGAAACUAAUGUAUUCAAUUCAAUUCUACUUAAGUAAAUACUGUUAUUUAAAUUCAAGGAAAGUUAUUCAUAGCUUUAGAAGAUAAUCUCCUUGUCUAUAAUUUGAAUCAGUAAUCUUGUUAGAGUCUUUAGCUUGAUAUAACUUAAUUUACCUAAAUUGAGGGUAGUAACUCAAAUCUAUUAAUAUUAAGCAAUUAAACACUGUAUAUGAUUUCUAAUUUAGAUUAGCAAAACUUAGUGAUUUCAAAAAUGUGUGAAAAUAUUUUAGAUUUUAGUAUCGUCUCACUGCCAAAUAACACCUUAGAAAUCCUAGCUUUACUUGGAAAUAGUACCUUGCAAAUUUAUUAAUUAACAGAUUUGUAAAGUUCUUUUUAAUUAAUUUACUCUGAGCUGUUAAUAGACUAUAAUUUUGAAACUAUUAUCAUUCUUUCAAAUAUAUAAUAAUAUCAAAAUGCAAAUAACAACUAAAUUUAUUAAUUUUCUUUAGUGGGGAGAUUUGUGUAAAUUUUAAAAAGAGAUUCUAUGUAAAAUACAAUUAAUUCCCAGAUUAUUGGUAAUUAUUAAUAGCCAUUUCCAACACCCAAUUCUUAAGCUGUUUAAAUUGCAAUAUUAUACUCUUAUAUGCAGUUAGUGUCUUGCCAUUCAAAUGGAGAUAUCAUCUUUUACGAUAUUUCUGCUGCAUAAUAUGCUGAAUUAAUGUUAAAAUUGAAUCUCGCUAAUAGUGGUUGUAUAGACAUGAUUACUUUUCUUGAUUAAAAUUUAAUUGUCUAAAUGUAAGAUAGAAUAUUAAUAAUUUAGGGAAAAGAUUGGACUAUCCUUUAAGAAAUAGCAAUAAAUUAAUAAACAUAAAAUGUAUUAAUUACUAGCAAUAACGAUUAAUUAGCCAUUAUUCUUGAUUCAUGCAUGAAAAUUUUAGAUGAUCACCUUGCUUACAUAUAUGAUGGAUGUUAAAAUGAAUUUUUGGGCUAAUUAUAAUAAAUAAUAAUAGUGAAAAAUAACAUUUACAUACAAACACCAAGCUCAUUAGAAUCUAUAAAUUUAAUAUUUUACGUUUUUCAAAUCCUAUUAGAGUGA
Tetrahymena thermophila SB210 is the source of this 1914-nucleotide messenger RNA. RefSeq lists its product as hypothetical. The transcript has 2 exons. The record is from RefSeq and is a predicted model, not a curated record. Lineage: Eukaryota; Ciliophora; Oligohymenophorea; Hymenostomatida; Tetrahymenidae.